CAUCCGGUCGGAGGCCCGUCUGAUCUGUUGUCAUUUCCCCUUGCUUCAUACUCUGCUGACAGUGUCGGGUUUGAUUAAAAAACAUCACAGUGUGAAAAUCCCGGUUAAUUAGUUGACAGAAUCCGCCGUGUGUGUUUGUGUAGAUCAUGCUGGAGGACUCCAACACACAGCAUCCCUCCAUCAGCGACUGACAGACGCGCUCAGAUCUUCUGAAGCGGUCAUAAGGUGCUGGAGUGCGGCCCUGGGCUUCCUGUUGAGAUCUUCUUCAUCACUUUUAAGCGGUCGUCUGAGGAUGUGUCUGCUUUCUUUAUCAUUCACUGCUCUCCAUGGCUGUUUCAGGUAGGAAGUGCGUAGUGGGACGUCACUGAGGAGUGAUGCCUGUUGAAAGUGGAAACAGCGCAGCCGCCCGUCAAGUCAAACAGAAGCGCAAGUCGCACAGUCUCUCCAUUAGGAGGACCAACAGCACUGAGCAGGACAGGCCAGGCAUGCAGAGAGACAUGCUGGAGGGACAGGACUCCAAGUUGCCGAUGGCCUUAAGGAGUAACUUACUGGACCUCUUUGGACAGAUUGAACGGGAGUUUGAAAAUCUCUACAUUGAAAACUUAGAAUUGCGGAGAGAGAUUGAAUCACUAAACGAACGUUUGGCUGGAGAAGGACAGACUGUUGAUGGCGGUGAUCUGAGCAAAGGAGCCCUGAAAACAAAAGCAAGUCACAGCACAAGUCAACUUUCCCAAAAGCUGAAGACGACAUACAAGGCCUCCACUAGCAAGAUUGUGUCCAGUUUCAAAGCCACCACGUCUCGUGCAGUGUGUCAGCUGGUCAAAGAGUACGUGGGACACCGUGAUGGGAUCUGGGACCUGGCUGUGACUCGGGUUCAGCCGCUGGUUUUGGGCACAGCUUCAGCCGAUCACUGUUCCAUGCUGUGGAGUAUUGAGACUGGGAAGUGCCUGCUAAAAUAUGCCGGUCACGCUGGAUCAGUCAACUCCAUUAAGUUCCACCCCACAGAGCAGAUGGCACUUACAGCGUCCGGGGACCAGACGGCACACAUCUGGCGUUACAUGGUACAGCUGCCGCUUCCUCAGCCCCCGGCAGACAUCAGUGCCUCGCUGGACGAUGACGUGGACUUCUCUGAUAAAGACGAGGCCGACGGCGAGGCAGACGGGCCCAGUGAAUGCCCCACUAUCCGUGUGGCCACCACGACCUUGAAGAGCCACCAGGGGGUGGUGAUAGCAGCUGAUUGGCUGGUGGGAGGAAAACAGGUGGUCACUGCAUCCUGGGAUAGAGCCGCCAACCUCUAUGAUGUAGAAACCUCUGAGCUGGUGCACACCCUCACAGGUAAACAAGCCACCGUGACCCACUGCUGUACUCAUCCCACCCAGCGUCUGGUGGUCACCUCAUCCAGGGACACAACCUUCCGCCUGUGGGACUUCAGAGAUCCCUCCAUCCACUCCGUGAACGUCUUCCAGGGCCACACGGACACCGUGACGUCAGCUGUGUUCACCGUGGGAGACAACGUGGUGUCGGGAAGUGACGAUCGCACCGUCAAGGUGUGGGACUUGAAGAACAUGAGAUCUCCAAUUGCUACCAUCCGCACAGACUCCGCAGUUAAUAGGAUAAGUGUCUCAGCGAACCAAAGAAUCAUCGCUCUGCCACAUGACAACAGGCAGGUCAGGCUGUUCGACAUGAACGGAGUCCGUCUGGCCCGUCUCCCACGGAGCAACAGACAGGGCCAUCGGCGCAUGGUGUGCUGCUCUGCCUGGAACGAGGAGAACCAAGCUUGCAAUCUGUUCACCUGCGGCUUCGACCGCCAGGCCAUCGGCUGGAACAUCAACAUCCCUGCCCUGCUCCAAGAGAAGUGACACUUCAUACGUACACAAGCUUAACACGGCCCAUCCACAUAAUCACAACUCAACACGUUCGUCAGUGCCACACCUGCAGUAGAUUUUAAAGAACACAUUCACGUCGUGUGUAAUAAGACUUAGUAUUUCAUCCCAGUUGGCGUCUACGGUCGCUAUCAUCAUCCCGUCACACCUUCUGACGUGUGUGGAAAACUUAUUUUCAUGGAUAUUCUGCAUAUCGAGGUCAUAUAGUGUGGUGAACUUCCUCCCAGUCUUGUUUUUACAUGUUUGCAUGAAACUGCGACUCGUGAAUCCUGCGAGACCGGGACAUUGCCGAAACGUUCGUUCACGGCCUGCCGCUGUUACACUCAAGUCAUUUUUCACUUUAGUGGUAUUUUUGUUGUGCAGUGUUCUUUGUACAGAUUACUUUUUAUUUUACGAUAGCAUUUUAGAUUUUUUUUUUCCUUUAGUUUUGUAUAGAGUUCUGCUUUGCUUUUUAUAGAGAUGAGAUGUGCAAAAGAAACUUAAAGCACUCUGCCUUUUGUUAGUGGAAAUCGGCAAUCGCAUUUACGGAUCCGCACCUUCUUGAUGUUCUGAUUGCUGUUCAAGCGGCCAAUCAGCUUUUGUCAGUAUUGCCGUAGUCCAUUUGCAUGACAAACCCACCUCUCUUGUUAAAUAUGUGAAGCAAAAUGCUGUAUAAUUGCUGUGUAAUCUUGUUCACCCUAUGAAAACGACAAAAAAAACUACGUAUUGACUGUUUAUGAAGCCCUACGUUUGAUGUUCACUUCCAUUUCAAGGGCUUUUUUAAGUCAUGUAGAAGUAAAUAUUUGAAUCAGAACAAGUUCACGUGUUGCUCACUACUGUAGUUUUUACAUUGAAGAGUUGUUUGCGACAGCGAGUUUUCGAUAUUGUAAUAUUCGUCGAUAAUCAUUAGACCAAAUGUCAAUGCCUGGCUCAGUGUGGUCUGCUGAGGCUUGAAAGGCUUCCUUCUUGUGAUGUGUGAACCACUGUGCUUAGCCGUAUCUACAGAAACCUCGCUUGAAUGACUUGCGACAUUCGUCAAUAAUCCUUAAAUGGAAGCUCUUCCAUCAUUGUUACAAUUGGUAUCGUUACUGCACUACUGGGCUUUCACCAGAACUACUUUGGAGUGUGCUAGAAGUCUUGGUGGAAAGUGUCAGUUCUUUUCACGUAGACAGUCUGUUAAAUCUGUUAGGUCUAACAAAAAGAUGUUUAUUAUGCGAUGUAUGUUUGUGUGAUGUCCAUGUUUAAUGGACUGUAUUUGGCUUUAGUGUUGAAAUGUACGCAAAAGACGCAUCGAAAACGCUCAUCUUUUAUCCAGCUGUCUAACAACAACGCAUAUGACCCAUCAGAACGUCCUGUAAAAAGGAGUCUGAUCACCAACAUUUUAGUUGUCUGUAACUUGAUAGAAUGUUCUGUGGGGUAUUUGAGCCAUUUCACUUUUUUAUUUGAGAGCAACUUAACUCGCUGUAAUGGAGAAACAUAUUGCAUCUUAUAAUAAUGUAGAGAUAUAGCAUCAAAAUCAUUCACUGCUGGGCUUCAGAAUAAAGUGAAGAUGUCUUUCAACGA
Molecule: messenger RNA, 3425 nt
Organism: Cyprinus carpio (common carp)
Lineage: Eukaryota; Metazoa; Chordata; Actinopteri; Cypriniformes; Cyprinidae
Product: WD repeat-containing protein 37-like
Exons: 15
Coding region: 375-1859 (494 amino acids)
Cellular component (GO): preribosome, large subunit precursor
Molecular function (GO): protein binding
Source: RefSeq, a predicted model, not a curated record